Molecule: messenger RNA, 1113 nt
Organism: Ipomoea triloba (trilobed morning glory)
Lineage: Eukaryota; Viridiplantae; Streptophyta; Magnoliopsida; Solanales; Convolvulaceae
Product: UDP glycosyltransferase 9-like
Molecular function (GO): UDP-glycosyltransferase activity
Source: RefSeq, a predicted model, not a curated record
AUUCAAAAGAUUUGCAUGUCCAGCUUACCGGGGGUGUUGGAAGAUAUCAUGCAUAAUGAAGAAAAGGAGAAAAGGGCACCAAAAUGAUGCAAAAGAAGUUGCAGAGAUUGUUAUCUGUCAAGCCUCAACCCUGACCAAAGCUGAUUGCUUUCUCAUAAACUCAUUUGACUCCCUGGAAGACCAGGUGGUGAAGUGGAUGACGGAUAGAUGGUCAGUGAAGACUGUGGGACCCUUGGUUCCAAUUUUACACAAGGAUAGAAUUGAUUUGUUUGAGUUAGACAGUGAAAGCUGCAUACAGUGGCUAGAUAUAAGAGAAUCCAAGUCUGUGGUUUACGUGUCUUUUGGAAGCGCUGCAGUUCUUACAGAAGAGCAAAUGGAGGAAAUAGCAUGGGGGCUGGCUCAAUCCAACAAAUACUUCAUAUGGGUUGUUAGAGAAUCUGAACAAGUUAAACUCCCUAAAGAUUUUAAAUCCAAAAUAUCAGAAAAGGGUAUUAUUGUGAAAUGGUGUCCUCAAGUUGAAGUUUUGCCACACAAGGCAAUUGCAUGCUUUAUGACACAUUGCGGAUGGAAUUUGACAUUGGAAGCAUUAUGUUUGGGUGUACCGAUGGUCUGUAUGCCCCAUUUUGUAGAUCAAUCAACGAAUGCCAAACUGGUUGAAGAUGUUUGGAAGGUUGGGGUUCGAGUUAAGGUGAAUGAGAAGGGAAUCGUUACAAGAGAAGAAGUUGAGGGUUGUAUAAAGCAGGUGACGGGGGGAGAGAAAGCCCAGGAGUUUCAAAGAAAUGCCAUAAGAUGGAAAGGGUUAGCAAAAGAGGCAAUAAGUGAAGGUGGAAGCUCUGAUGUGAAUAUCAAUGAUUUUAUCUCACAAAUGGCUUUUGUCAAAUCCCAUUUUAAUUAGUUACAACAUGCAUGCUCACUUCAUCUCUUUAAGAUUUGGGGUUGAUAGGUUUAGAAUUUAGAAAUAAAUUCACCAUUUUUAUUUUGUAUUCUUCUGGCUUGUUAAUUAUCAAGCUACAUGCUUGGUCGCUUCAGUUCUUUAAGAUUUAGGGUUGAGAGGCUUGAAAUAAAUUCAGCACAUUCAAAUGAUUAUGUAUUUUCAAACUUGUUAUCAAUAUU